AUGGUAUUCGUGCCAAUAUUGCUCACAUUAUGCAAAGGUGGCAAAAAGAGCAACCAGUCGACGACGAAUUGCUCUGCCACGUCAUUGAGUUUGGCGCAAGGCCAACCGCAACAACAACAGCAGCAGCAGCAACAACAGGUUUUGACGCCGAAAUCAAGCUUUAUUCUCGAGAGCGAGGAUGUGGAAAAGAAGAAGAGAGAAGAAAGGGAAAAAUUGGAAAAGGAAAAAGAGAAAAAGAAAAAAGAGGAGGAGGAAAAGGGAGGAAAAGCGAGUAGAAGAUCUGAGAAGGGUGGAGAAGGGGGUAAGUGCGGUCUAUUGAGAAUUUUGGCUGAGAAUUUGAAUUUUCUGGUGCUAAAUCACGAUCUGCUACGUUGAAAAACAAUUUAGAAUAAUGUGCCACGUGGAUUUUGUGGUGAAAAAAACGAUAAAAAAUCCUCCCCUUAUAAAAAACGAAAUCACUGAAAAUUUGGCGUCACAUUAAAUGUUUCUUUUUGUGCAAACACCGCUCCGUUUUUUUGAAAAAUCAACGCGCGUUGUGAGACACGGGAGAAAAAUUGUGUGCGCCUUUGAGGAGGGGUACGGUAGAAGUAUUCGUGAAUUUUUAUUUAUUUAUUUUCUUUUUUUGGGGGUUUGAGCGCUGCAAUUCUUGGAACACGCUUAUUGUAACUUUAGGGGAUUUUUUUCUUCAAAAUGGGAACCCCCCUCACUCUGACUUUGAGAAUAGAUCACAUGAAAAGUAUAACAGUUGGGAACCCUGAGAUUCUCUCCAACUACACUUCACGAAGAGUAUACUAGUUUUGCGAAAUUCGAAAAAAAAUGACCAUGGCCGAGAAAAUCAUCGAAAAACUCGGCCACCCGCCUGAAUUUCUUUUUUUUGUUGCGCGCAACAUGUUGGAGAAACUGAAAAACCACGAUUUUCACCCUAAAAACCCUUAUUUUUUCAGAGGAUGAUGACAAAUACGACGAAUAUGGAAACAUCCAACAAAAUGAGCCAAAACACGAAAAAACGGUUCGCAUAGAGCUCAACGACGACCCCUCAAAAACCAAUUCAACACGAACUCAAGAAGGAUUGAAAGUCAAGGAUCGUUUGUCGGAUAUUGGACUUUUUGAGACGAAGGAAGUGUCAGAAAUGGAAAAGAAAGCGGCCAAAGAGCCGCCGAAAAAAGCGCGAACAAUGAGUCCGACGCCGAAAAAACCCGACGAUGACAAAUUGGACGUGACUCAAGAGUAUUGUCCCGAGGUCGAGUGA
Molecule: messenger RNA, 1249 nt
Organism: Caenorhabditis angaria
Lineage: Eukaryota; Metazoa; Nematoda; Chromadorea; Rhabditida; Rhabditidae
Source: the annotation of a GenBank genome assembly